Messenger RNA from Parastagonospora nodorum SN15, 2364 nucleotides. RefSeq lists its product as hypothetical. The transcript is spliced from 3 exons. Gene Ontology annotation, molecular function: protein kinase binding. Lineage: Eukaryota; Fungi; Ascomycota; Dothideomycetes; Pleosporales; Phaeosphaeriaceae. The record is from RefSeq and is a predicted model, not a curated record. Gene Ontology annotation, cellular component: cytoplasm. Bases 1 to 2364 code for a protein of 787 amino acids.
AUGGACACCGAAGAUGGAACCAUCUUCAUAAGGAACCUGGCCUACUUCGUUCGGACGCACGAGAAAGCGCUCGCUAACGCGCUCCAAUUGCACCGACGAGCAUCCAGCCAUGGACAGCCGGCCGUCACCUCUCCUUCUUCGCCCACGGGCCCGGGCAGUCCGCCCUCGACCUCCUCCUCGAGCGUCUGGGCAGCAGCACUGUCUCUGCCCUCACUGACCUUUACAUCUCAAGCGAUCAAGCCCGCGAAGCUCACGCUGACGCCUCACCACCUAUUCUACCUCCUCUCCCGCUUCGAAGAUCUCGGCAUACCCGUUGGGCCCAUGAAUGUGCGCCUGGAGAACAUCCACACAGACGCAUCCCCCACCAACUAUGUCUCGUUUCUCAGCUCCGCGCAGCGAAACAAGCAAAAGUCCUCGGACCGCGACUCGAUACAUUCAGUAUCCAGCGUGCGCAGCGUCAUGUCGGGCAUGUCCUCGCUUUGGUCCUCGCUCCGCAUGGGCUCCAACAGCUCCGCCAAAUUGGAGAGGCAAAAGGUGCAAAUCCAAGAAGACCUCAGAUACCUGUACUCUGCAUUCACCAAAAUACCGUGCUUGCGGCUUGCACCCGAUCACAAAGCACGCCUAAUCGCCGGCUAUGAAGAAUUCCCGUUCGAUACUGCAGUGCCCUUGUUCGCAUUCAAGAAUGUCACAGCGCUCGAGAUUUACGAUAUGGACUUUCGUCAGUUCUACGGCUGGGACAGGAUGGCCGAGAACCUGCGCAGCUUGACCGUCAAGCGAGCCGGCGUCGACGACCCAGCUGACAUUCUCAUCAACAUUGUUCUUGACGACAUUGACAAGCGCCGCAGAAGGUCUGCCAAGGCUCCUACAUCGCCGUCAGCUGCCUGGAACACCGCAAGCCCUGGUCCAAAGCAUGCGCAACUAUCUAGAUCUGACUCUCCGCCACUCUCUCCGGCUGGGAAGCAGAGUACGAGCCCAAGGAACACAACGGGUCACCAACGACAACGGAGCACCUCGCCCACCCGGCCGCCCAGCUCCCGCCAUGGCUCAGCUCAUGUCUACGGCAGGAACAGCACACCAAACAUUCGCAGAUCGUCGGGAAGUUCGGGCUCGAGCGUGCGCUCGACUACUCCACGUGGCAGCUCCUCCAAUCUCCUGUCAAUGGGCUGGUUCCCAUCGACGAAAUGGAGAUUCUUGAGGCAUCUCAGUCUGGCCGACAAUGCUCUCACACACAUCACUGCAGCCAGCAUUGCUCCUUUGGCCAACACCCUACAGUCCCUUGACCUUUCGACGAAUCUCUUCACUGAGAUUCCGGACAGUCUAGCUACUCUGACGUCCCUGCGCGCACUGAACCUCUCCAACUGCAUGAUCGAGGGUCUUCAUUCUCUCGGUCGCAAUCCCUUGCCCGCAAUUACUACCCUCAAUCUGCGCUCCAACCGCUUGAACUCACUCGCAGGUGUAGAGCGUCUGCUCUCUCUCGAACGCGUCGACUUCAGAGACAACAAGCUGACCGAUCCGACUGAGCUUGCAAGGCUCACGUGUGUACCUGAUCUCUCUGAGAUCUACGUGUAUCGCAACCCGUUCUGCAAGACCCAUCCGGCGUACCGCGUCACCAUCUUUAACUUGUUCCGGAAGACACCUGGGUACACGGACGAUGUCGUUAUUGACUCUACGGGACCUACUGCCGGCGAGAAAAAACAGCUUAUCGACAGGGCACCAGAAGCGCCAGGUGUCCCCAUAGUCCGUCCGCCACCGGAGGAUGAUGCGCAUAUUGCGCCUUACGUACCGCCGAAGGUAGUCAAGGCUAUCGACAGCCCUAUGGAGGGACCCGAAAUCCUCCAGCGCACCAGCUCAAUGCAUCGCACCAAGAGUGGACGUGAUCCACACGGCUCGCAGCGUAAAAAGAAGGGCCCCAAGCGGAGGAUUGUUGAGCUUUCCCAAACCGAUGCGGUCCAGCGGGUCUCACAGUCAGGCCUUACUAGCCUCUCUUACGACGACGUACCUGCAGGGCAAGCGCCCAGGAUCCUAAAGAAACCGGAAGUUGCACCCGUUGACACCAAUAGCCUUCGCUUUGAGGAGCCCUCGAAGGCACAUGUGUCGGGCGAUCCUUCGAAGAAGCCGAGACAGGAUGACCGGGCUGUCACUGAUGAUACCCACACAAUUCAACAACAAUUACCACCAAUUGAUACCACGACGAUCGGCAAGCCUGGAGAGCCCCAGCAAGACGAGUUCGAUGCAGGCAACGAUCUGUACAAGAAGAAAAUAGAGGCACUUCGACAGGACUUUGGCAACACGUGGCUUAGUGCUCUCGGAGAUGAUAACUGGGACUCCAAAGCCAAGGGAUUGUUUCCGGCGGUCGAACGCUAG